Molecule: messenger RNA, 588 nt
Organism: Prorocentrum cordatum
Lineage: Eukaryota; Dinophyceae; Prorocentrales; Prorocentraceae
Source: the annotation of a GenBank genome assembly
AUGGCGCAUGGUUUCUCUCGCGUUCCUUGGGUUCGCAAGCCGUCUGGCGAGUCUCGACAAUGGUAUGCUGACCUAUCAGGGUCCGGUGCCAGCAGGGCCUCAUGCCCCACCUGUGGUUGCAAGAAGAAGAAGAAGAAGAAGAAGGAGCACAACUGCUUCUGUAAGCACUGCCUCCAGCCCUUGGCGUUUGUGGAGCCGUCCGCUCCACCUGCGGCCGCUGGUGCCUGGGCCAGCCUACCGCCUUUUGGCUCUUUCCCUGCACACGGUGAGGGCGGCACGGGCGGAGGCAAGCCCACGGACCACCCCAAGGGCGGCAAGGGCGGCAAGGUGGGCAAAGGCAAAGACCUCGGAGGUGGCGAUUCGGCUAGCCAGCGCCAUGGGCCCAAGCCUCAAGGCCUUCAGGCGACGGGCCCGCCCCAGGGAGACCGAGGCGACGGGCCCGGAGGCCAGCCACGCAUGCUACGUCUCCAGCUUGGCCACUCAGGCUGGCUUCAGCGCGCGCUCGGCCGCGGGCUCGUGGACCAACUACUCCAAAGACGACACCCCAGCGCUGCAAGAACUUGCAGCCAACUUUCGUCGGCUCGGUGA